Penicillium chermesinum is the source of this 1116-nucleotide messenger RNA. RefSeq names its product metallophosphatase domain-containing protein. Gene Ontology annotation, molecular function: hydrolase activity. Bases 1 to 1116 code for a protein of 371 amino acids. NCBI's taxonomy places the organism in Eukaryota, Fungi, Ascomycota, Eurotiomycetes, Eurotiales, Aspergillaceae. The record is from RefSeq and is a predicted model, not a curated record. The transcript has a single exon.
AUGUCCAGCCCUUUCCACCGACGUCCAAUCUCGGACUACUUCAUAUCAUCUCCGCUGGUCGCCCUGCUUUAUCCCCUGCACCAGGCGUUGCUCCGGCUUCGCGGCUCCCCUCGGCUUCCUCCGCCAGCUGCGCACCCGAUCAGCGUGGUCUGCAUUUCGGAUACUCAUACUCAGAAAUGGCCCGAUGUGCCCGAUGGCGAUCUUCUAAUACACGCCGGGGACCUGGCCAACGAUGGCUCCGUGCGCGAGAUCCAAGCUGCUGUUGAUUGGUUACGUUCCCUUCCGCACAAGCACAAGGUCGUGAUCUGCGGCAACCAUGACGGCUACUUCGACCCGCGAUCACGCCUCGAGGAGGACCGCGAUGAGACUCCCAACGGCUCCUUUGUGGGUGUCUCUGCUUCCACAGCUUCCAUCCACGAGAUCGACGACAGGAACGGCUCCCGCAUCGAUUGGGGAGACAUUCAUUACCUUCAGCACUCCGCCGUUACCCUCGAGUUUAACCCGCCCGAUACGACGUCUGUCUCAGAUGCGAAAACACCCUUGACCCACGCCCAUCCUCGCUUGUUGACGGUCUAUGGUGCACCUCAAAUACCCGCUAUCGUCCCCAUGGGCCCCGAGCAUGCCUUCACCUACCCUCCCAAGUUCGACGCCUGGUCCGGCACUGUCCCUCAGGAAACAGACAUCCUGGUCACUCAUACCCCGCCCCAGGCACACCUCGAUCUGUCUCCGGUCUAUUCCACAGGCUGUCCCAACCUCUUGAACGAAGCCUGGCGUGUUCGGCCCCUCCUGCAUGUCUUUGGCCACAUCCACGAGUCUGCAGGCCGUGAGCCCGUUUUCUGGGACGAAGCCCAGCGUGCUUGGGAGCGUCUCUGCGCGGCGCGGCGCGUACGUGCUCGCUAUAGCCGGGUCGUCGCUCUUGGUGGCUUCUUCCGAGACCUCUUUGAUCCUUCCGGCUGGGUUGAUGCGGCUCGGGUCAUUGUCUACGGUGUGCUGGGCGUCAUCUGGGCUCAGAUAUGGGGUGGUGAGAGUCCCGGGGGCGGGUGGAUGGUGAAUGCGGCAUGCAUGUAUCGCGGGUCUGGGAAACUGGGUAAUCCGCCGCAGGUCAUUGUCCUGUAA